AUGUACGGUGUGGUUGUGCCGUUGGCAUCGUACGGCAUGGAGACGGUCAGAAUGUACGGUGUGGUUGUGCCGUUGGCAUCGUACGGCAUGGAGACGGUGUACAUCAUUUACGUGGACAGAAGUAAACCGUUGCUUUUUAUCAAGCGAUUGACCACUGCCAAUUGGUGGGAGUUAUCGAAAAAUGAAAAGAAACUACAGGAGAAGGUAUGCUGCGUUUGUUUUUGUACGUGA
Gongylonema pulchrum is the source of this 231-nucleotide messenger RNA. Lineage: Eukaryota; Metazoa; Nematoda; Chromadorea; Rhabditida; Gongylonematidae. The record is from the annotation of a GenBank genome assembly.